CGGACACACAGACAGCAAACCGACACAUUCAGUGACAUGAUAGGCCCUUGUGGAUGAUUCAGCGGAUGCACAGCACGCUCCUUUCCAUCCUUCCCCCAGUGUAUUUAACGUUUUGUGAAUGAAGGCAUGCUGGAUUCAUGUUGCCAAAUUAUUCACAGAGCAGGAAGUAGGAACUAGUUAAAAUGAAAGUUGACAGAACCAAGUUAAAGAAGACCCCCACAGAGGCGCCUGCUGACUGCAGGACGCUUAUUGAGAAGUUGAAGGGAUGCAGCGACGAGCAGCUGCUGCUGGAGCUGCAGCACAUAAAGACAUGGAACAUUGGAAAGUGUGAGCUGUACCACUGGGUGGACUUACUGGACCGCUUUGAUGGGAUCCUGUGUGAUGCCGGCCAGACUGUGGAGGACAUGUCCUGGCUGCUGGUGUGCGACCGGGUGGACAAUGGUCAGCUGAAGGCCCUGCUGCUGGCCGUCCUCAACUUCACAGCCUUGCUGAUAGAGUACAGCUUCUCCAGACACUUGUACAGCUCCAUUGAGCACCUAACAACCCUUCUAGCAUCAUCUGACAUGCAGGUGGUCCUGGCCGUGCUGAACCUGUUGUAUGUAUUCAGCAAGAGGUCCAAUUACAUCACAAGGCUGGGCUCUGACAAGAGGGCGCCUCUGCUGGCGCGCCUGCAGCACCUGGCAGAGAGCUGGGGAGGGAAAGAGAAUGGAUUUGGUCUGGCUGAGUGCUGCAGGGACCUGCCCAUGGUGAAGUACCCUCCCAGUGCCACAACACUGCACUUUGAAUUUUAUGCCGAACCUGGGUCUGAGGUUAAAGCGGAAAAAAAGACGAGUAGUAAUACACUACACUACAUUCAUAUAGAACAGCUCGACAAGAUCUCAGAGAGUCCGUCGGAGAUCAUGGAGUCUCUGACCGUCAUGCACAGUAUCCCCAAGGACAAGCAGACUCUGCUCUUUACUCACAUCCGCCUGGCACACGGCUUCUCCAACCACAAAAAGAGACUGCAGGCCGUUCAGGCCCGUCUGCAUGCCAUCUCCAUUCUUGUUUAUUCCAACGCGCUCCAAGAGUCUGCAAACAGCAUCCUCUACAAUGGACUCAUAGAGGAAUUGGUGGAUGUUCUGCAGAUUACAGACAAACAUCUGGUGGACAUCAAGGCGGCCUCUCUGCGCACUCUGACCUCCAUAGUGCAUCUCGAAAGAACACCCAAACUCUCCAACAUCAUUGAUUGUACCGGCAUGGCCUCUUACCAUGGCUUUCUGCCUGUGCUGGUGCGAAACUGCAUACAGGCCAUGAUCGACCCCUUAAUAGAGCCGUACCCGCACCAGUUUGCCACAGCGCUCUUCUCCUUUUUGUACCACCUGGCCAGCUAUGAUGCUGGUGGAGAGGCCCUUGUCUCUUGCGGCAUGAUGGAAGCCCUGCUGAAGGUGAUAAAAUUCCUGGGAGAUGAGCAGGACCAGAUCACCUUUGUGACACGGGCAGUCCGGGUGGUUGACCUCAUCACCAAUCUGGACAUGGCUGCCUUCCAGUCCCACGGUGGCCUCUCUAUAUUCAUCUGCAGGCUGGAGCAUGAGGUGGACCUGUCCCGGAAGGAUUGCCCAUUCAUCAUCAAGCCAAAGACUCAGAGGCCUGGCAUGGUUACAGACACUGAGGACAUGGAUACAGACACGGAUGGUCAGCCUGUGCCUGAUGUUGCCAUGGAGAGCAGCCCUGGCCCGUCCACCUCUGCUGAGCCCCGCCCUGAAGGAGAAUCCCGUGCGCAGAGCAGCCCCGCAUACACACAAAGAGCAGGUGUGCAGUGUAUUCCCCAGAGAGCGGCUCUGCUCAAGUCCAUGUUGAACUUCCUGAAGAAAGCCAUUCAGGAUCCUGCCUUCUCUGACGGAAUUCGCCACGUGAUGGACGGGUCCCUGCCUACCUCACUCAAGCACAUCAUCAGUAAUGCCGAGUACUAUGGACCUUCCCUGUUCCUCCUGGCCACGGAGGUGGUGACCGUGUUCGUGUUCCAGGAGCCCUCUCUCCUCUCCUCCCUGCAGGACAACGGCCUCACCGAUGUCAUGCUGCACGCAUUGCUCAUCAAAGAUUCUCUCUCUCUGCAGGUCCCUGCCACACGGGAGGUAUUGGGCUCGCUCCCCAAUGUCUUCAGUGCCCUGUGCCUCAACGCCCGUGGCCUGCACUCCUUUGUUCAGUGCCAGCCCUUUGAGCGCCUCUUCAAGGUGUUGUUGUCCCCAGAUUAUCUUCCUGCCAUGAGGCGCCGUAGGAGCUCAGAUCCUUUGGGUGAUACUGCUUCAAACUUAGGUAGUGCAGUGGAUGAAUUGAUGAGACACCAACCUACUCUCAAAACAGAUGCAACGGCUGCAAUAAUCAAGCUGCUGGAGGAGAUCUGCAGCUUGGGACGGGCCCCGGAGUACAUAUGCCAGAAGCCUUCCAUCCAGAAGUCGGAUGGUGCUACUUCAGCACCACCAGCCCGGUCCAGCCAUGCUGCCGAGGAGGCCUCCAGCGAAGAUGAGGAAGAGGAGGAAGCUCUGCACUCUUUCACGCAGCAGCAGGGGGAGCUGGAGAGCAAUCGACAAGUUGUUGGCACAGAAGAUAGGAUACCCAUUCCCCUGAUGGACUACAUACUGAAUGUGAUGAAGUUCGUGGAGUCCAUUCUGAGCAACAACACUACAGAUGACCACUGUCAGGAGUUUGUAAGGCAGAAGGGCCUCUUGCCCCUGGUUUCCAUCCUGGGCCUGCCUAACCUGCCAAUUGACUUUCCCACCUCUGCUGCCUGCCAAGCCGUCGCAGGCGUGUGCAAGUCUAUUCUGACAUUGUCCCAUGAGCCCAAGGUGCUACAGGAGGGCCUGUGUCAGCUGGACUUGAUCCUGUCUCUGCUGGAGCCGCUGCACCGGCCCAUCGAGGCACCUGGUGGCUCCGUCUUGCUGCGUGAGCUGGCCACGGCAGGUCAUGUGACUGACGCAACGCUGUCUGCUGGGGCCACACCCCUGCUGCACGCUCUUACCGCGGCGCACGCCUACAUCAUGAUGUUUGUGCACACCUGCCGAGUCGGUCAGAGUGAGAUCCGGGCCAUCUCUGUCAACCAGUGGGGCUCUCAGUUGGGUCUGAACGUCCUGAGCAAACUCAGCCAGCUGUACUGCUCCCUGGUGUGGGAGAGCACAGUCCUGCUGUCCCUCUGCACACCCAACAGCCUGCCUCCAGGCUGUGAGUUUGGCCAGGCUGACAUGCAGAAGCUGGUGCCCAAGGAGGAGAGACCCACGGGAAGCAGCACCACCAACAGCACGACCCCUGUCUCCACCGCUGGAGUCCGCAGAGCUGGAGAGGGCGAAAGCGACAGCGGGGCAGGUGUGGACCCCUCCGCGCAGGUUCUGCUCGAAGGCAUGGGGUUGGAUGGAGACACGCUGGCCCCCAUGGAGACUGACGAGCCCACGGCUGCCGCAGACCCCAAGGCCACGAAGUCCAAGCUGACUCCUGCCAUGGCUGCCCGCAUCAAGCAGAUCAAGCCGCUGCUCUCCGCCUCCUCCCGUCUAGGCCGGGCCCUGGCGGAGCUCUUUGGCCUGCUAGUGAAGCUGUGUGUCGGCUCUCCGGUGCGGCAGCGGCGUUCCCACCAUGCUGCCAGCGCUGGGACUGUGCCCACGCCUGCCGCCCGUGCCACCGCAUCCUCCCUCACCAAGCUGCUCACCAAGGGGCUCAGCUGGCAGCCGCCUCCCUAUACACCCACGCCCCGCUUCCGGCUGACGUUCUUCAUCUGCUCAGUGGGCUUCACCUCACCCAUGCUGUUUGACGAGAGGAAGUACCCCUACCACCUCAUGCUGCAGAAGUUCUUCUGUUCCGGGGGUCACGAUGCCCUGUUCGAGACGUUUAACUGGGCACUGUCCAUGGGAGGUAAGGUACCAGUAUCUGAAGGCUUGGAGCACCCGGAGCUGCCAGAUGGCACUGGCGAGUUCCUGGACGCCUGGCUCAUGCUGGUGGAGAAGAUGGUGAAUCCAGCGACAGUUUUGGACUCGCCCCACGCCUUGCCUGCCAAGGUGCCCGGGUCGGGCCCUGUCACACCCCAGUUCAGCGCCCUGCGUUUCCUCAUAGUCACUCAGAAGGCCGCGUUCGGCUGCAUCCGCAACCUGUGGAACCGCAAGCCCCUGAAGGUGUACGGCGGCCGCAUGGCAGAGUCCAUGCUGGCAAUCCUGUGCCACAUCCUUCGGGGAGAACCUGUAAUCCAGGAGCGAUUGGCGAAGGAGCGGGAAGGAGGGGCCCGUCCGGAGGAGGAUUCCAGUACUGGUAGUGCAGCAGGUCCUGGCGGAACUGGGACGACUAGUGCGGCAGGUGCUGGGCCCACUACUGGAGGGACUGGGUCUGGGACUGGGACAACUGAAGAGGCGGGGUCCUCUGCUUCAAGGAGAGAACCUCAGGUGAACCAGCAGCAGCUUACUCAGCUGAUCGAUAUGGGAUUCUCCAGAGAGCAUGCCAUGGAGGCCCUGCUGAACACCAACACGAUGGAGCAGGCCACAGAGUACCUGCUGACACACCCCCCACCCCUGCUAAGUGGCACAGUCCGGGAUCUCGCCAUGUCUGAGGAAGACCAGAUGAUGAGAGCCAUCGCCAUGUCCCUGGGACAGGAGGUUAGCAUGGAACAGCGUUCUGACUCACCAGAGGAGGUGGCACGACGUCGUGAGGAGGAGGAGAGGCGAGCACGAGAGCGGGCGGAGGAGGAGGAAGCGCGCUGCCUCGAGCGCUGCCUCGAGGCUGAACCUCUGGACGGGACGGAGCUGCAGGCCUUCACGGAUGCUAUGCUGCCUGGCUGCUUUCACCUGCUGGACGAGCUCCCCGACACGGUGUACCGCGUGUGCGACCUGCUCAUGACCGCCAUCAAACGCAGCGGUCCUGAGUUCCGUGACCUUAUCCUCAGACAGGUGGUCGGCCAGGUCUGGGAAGCGGCCGACGUGCUGAUCAAGGCUGCCAUGCCGCUCACCACAAGCGACAGCAGGACCGUGCUGGAGUGGAGCAGCCAGAUGAGCACGCUGCCCCAAGCCUCAAGCCUGGCCACCCGCAUCCUGCUCCUGACGCUGCUCUUCGAGGAGCUGAAGCUGUCAUGCGCUCGCAUUGUGGAGAGCAGCAGCAUACUCAGCGUGCUGGUGAAGCUGCUGGAGGUCGUGCAGCCCUGUCUGCAGGCAGCCAAAGAGCAGAAGGAUGUCCAAACUCCCAAGUGGAUCACCCCAGUACUUUUGCUGAUUGACUUUUAUGAGAAAACAGCAGUCUCUUCAAAGCGGAGAGCCCAUAUGAACAAGUACCUGCAGCCAAAUGGCAACAACUGGCGCUGGUUUGAUGACCGCUCAGGUCGCUGGUGCAGCUACAGCGCCAGCAAUAACAGCACCAUCGACACAGCCUGGCGAGCGGGAGAGACCAGCGUGCGCUUCACUGCUGGCCGCCGUCGCUACACCGUGCAGUUUAACACCAUGGUGCAGGUAAAUGAAGAGACGGGGAAUCGCCGUCCUGUGAUGCUGACCGUGCAGCGAGCUCCCCGCAUCCCCAGGCCCUCCAAGAGUGACAUCCCCAAUGACACGGAGCGUGAGAGGGAGGAGGUGGAGGAUGAACAUGGGAGCCGGACUGAGGAUGGCCCGGCCGAGACAGAGUCAUCGUCUUUUGCCAUUGAGAUGUCAGCCACCAAAGAAGCUGCCCCAGACCAAAAGGACCCCAUGACUCCUGGGCCGCUUGCCCUCGGUGGGCCUCCCCCUCCGAGUCGGGAUCCCGCCGCCGCGCUGGAGCCGGCCAUCCAGGGCCUGUCCGAAGACAUGAUCACCGUGCUGAUUCGCGCCUGCGUCAGCAUGAUCGGCGUGCCGGUGGACCCGGACACUCUGCACGCCACGCUGCGGCUCUGCCUGCGACUGACGCGCGCCCACCGUCACGCCAUGACCUUCGCUGAGCUGCGCAGCACACGCAUGAUCCUGGGCCUCACACAGAGCUCCGGCUUCAGCGGCUUCACCCCGCUGGUCACGCUGCUCUUCCGCCACAUCAUCGAGGACCCGGCCACACUCCGCCACACCAUGGAGAAGGUGGUGCGCUCUGCGGUGACGAGCGGCGCUGGCAGCACGACCUCGGGUGUGGUGUCUGGUAGCCUUGGCUCACGAGAGAUCAACUAUAUCCUGCGUGUUCUCGGACCGGCAGCCUGCCGCAGUCCUGAGUGCUUCACGGACACGGCGACCAGCUGCAUGCGUAUUGCGCUGCCGGCACCCAGGGGCACAGGAACUGCCUCUGAUGAUGAGUUCGAGAACCUGCGGAUCAAGGGGCCGAAUGCUGUCCAGCUCGUGAAGACCACCACCCUGAAGCUCUCGCCCUUGCCCCCCAUCCCUGAUCCUAUUAGGGAGGUCAUCUAUGACAUGCUGAAUGCCCUGGCUGCCUACCAUGCUCCAGAGGAAGCAGAGAGAACGGAGAGCCGGCUGACGGCAACACCUGGGAGCCAAGACCUCAGCCAGAUCCUGCAGGAUGUCGGCGAUGACGUGUACCAGCAUUACCGCCUGACGCGGCAGGGCAGUGACUUUGACUCACAGACCGCCUUCAACAUCAAUAGCCAGGUGUUUGCGGCAGAUGGAGGUGCGGCGGAGUCGUCCCAGUCGGGUACUCCCCAGGGGGAGGCUUCCACUCCAGAGGAGGCACGGGAGGGCAGGAAGGAGCGUGAGAGCGAGCGCGGUUCUCCCUCAGACGAUGGCCGGGGCACUAAGGGCAAGGCCAGCAAGCCCCUGAUGCCCACCUCCAGCAUCCUGCGGCUUCUGGCUGAGCUCGUGCGCUCCUACGUGGGCAUCGCCACACUCAUCGCGUCCUACAGCUACACUGCCGGCCAGUCUGAGCUCAUCAAGGAGGACUGCAGCGUGUUGGCCUUCGUGCUGGACCACCUACUGCCUAACACCCAAAGCUCCGAAGACAAGGACACCCCGGCUCUGGCGCGGCUCUUCCUGGCCAGUCUGGCGGCUGCUGGCACAGGCACGGAUGCCCAGGUAGCCCUGGUCAAUGAGGUGAAGGCAGCGCUCAGCCGCGCUCUGGCCAUGACGGAGAGCACAGAGAAGCAUGCUAGGCUCCAGGCUGUAAUGUGCAUCAUAAGCACAAUCAUGGAGUCCUGCCCCUCCAGCUCCAGCUUCUACAGCACCGCCGCCGCUAAGACGCAGCACAACGGCGUGAACAACAUCAUCCGCCUCUUUCUGAAGAAGGGCUUGGUGAACGACCUGGCACGUGUGCCCCACAGCCUCGACCUCUCCAGUCCCAACAUGGCCAACACAGUGAAUGCAGCAUUAAAACCUCUGGAGACCUUGUCCCGAAUUGUGAACCAGCCCAGCAGUAUUUUUGGGGGUAAGGGCAACUCCAGCAAGAGCAAGACGGAGCACGAAGUAGUGGGCACAGCCAGGGACAGUAACAGUGCCACACAGGAGCCAGGUGAUACUGGAGAGGCAGAGCCAGUGGAGGGCACUGCCCCUGUUCAAGGGACAGAUGGCGACCUCAUGGAUGGGGAGACUGAGGGUGACACCGUGGUCAUUGCAGGGCAGCCAGAGGUGCUCAGCACCCAGGAGAUGCAGGUGGAGAAUGAGCUGGUCGACUUGAUAGAUGAGCUGUUGGAGAGAGAUGCAGGAACUCUCAACAGUACCAUCAUCGUGGGACGGACUGGCGAGGACGAAUCUCAGGAGGAUGUGCUGAUGGAUGAGGCCCCAUCAAACCUGAGCCAGGCAUCAACACUGCAGGCGAACAGAGAAGACUCCAUGAACAUCCUCGAGCCUGAAGAUGAGGAACACACGCAGGAGGAAGACUCCAGUGGCAGCAAUGAAGAUGAAGAUAGCCAGGAUGAGGAGGAGGAGGAAGAGGAGGAGGAGGAGGAAGAGGAUGAUCAGGAUGAUGAAGAGGGCGAUGAGGAUGAUGAUGACGAAGGCUCUGAGAUGGAGCUGGAUGAAGACUAUCCCGACAUCAAUAGCGCCCCUCAUAUUCGUUUUGAGCGAUUUGAUCGUGAUGAUGACCUCAUCAUAGAAUUUGAUAACAUGUUUUCUACAACAGCUGACAUCCCUCCCUCCCCGGGCAACAUCCCCAGCUCCCAUCCCUUGAUGGUGCGGCAUGCAGACCACGGCUCGCUCACCCUCGGGGGCACGGGGGCCAGUGGCCGCCUGACGCAGGGUGUGGGGCGGAGCCAGCGCACUCUGCGGCAGCUCACGGCCAACACUGGCCACACCAUCCACGUACAUUACCCCGGCAACCGGCAGCCCAACCCUCCUCUCAUCUUGCAGAGGCUCCUGGGCCCCAGUGCAGCCGCAGACAUCCUGCAGCUGUCCAGCUCGCUGCCCCUGCAGUCCCGUGGCCGUGCCCGUCUGCUGGUGGGCAACGAGGACGUGCACAUCAUCGCACGCUCCGAUGACGAGCUGCUGGACGAUUUCUUUCAUGAGCAAAGCAGCACUGGAGGGCAGGCAGGCACACUCUCCAGUAUACCCACAGCCUUGACCCGAUGGACGGAUGAAUGUAAGGUCCUGGAUGCCGAGAGCAUGCAUGACUGUGUGGCUGUGGUGAAGGUGCCCAUUCUUCAGCACUUGGAGAGCUUGCGGGACGAGGAGCUUGAGGAGCGAAGAGAAAAGAGGCGGCGGCAACUGGUCGAAGAGGAGGAGGCCAAGCAGAACGAUAAGACCGGGACUGGAACAGAGGAAGGCCAUGAGCAGAGUCUGCAGGGUUCAGCGCUGAGAGCCGUUAAUGGUGCAGGACGAUCGGCUGAAGCUGAGCAGCCCCAGUGCGGGGUUUCCUCGUGCCUGGAUCCGCCCCGCUCGACCGAGGGCUUCCUCACCGCGCCGCCGUCAGGAGAGGCCACACCCACCACCUCUGGUCCCUCCCACGAGCCGGCCCUGGUCUCCCUGGAGGCUGCGGUGAACCAGCAGGUGCACCAGCCAAUGACGGAGCUGCUGCUGGCUGAGCCGCACGCCAAUUCACUGGUGGCACUUGCCAGGGCCGACCUGCCCGAGGUGUCUGCGCCGGACAGGCCCAGCUGUGAAGUAGAAGCCUCUCAGAUGGAGAUGUCUCCGGCCCCCACCAUCGGUACGCAUGCCUCCCUCAGCCCGGAGAGGGUGGAGAGCUCCGAGCCCCUAGCAGCUGGUGCCUCCCACAGGGAGGGCUCACCGAUGGACACGAGCAGCCCUGCGUCGGCCAUGCAGGAAGAGCCUGCGUCCAGCACAGCCCAGGCCGACCUUGCGGCCCAGGAGCUGCCGGCAUGUCAGGAUGGAGCUCAGGCUGACAGGCAGACAGAGAGGGAGGCAGGAGCUGCAGUGUCCUCUCCCAGUGAGGCAGUACCUCAGAGUAACAGUGGAGACGGCCAAGCCCAGGCCAUUGAGGAAGAGCCGCUGCCUUCCACCAGCAAUGAGGAAGAGGACCCUCUUGCUGGAAUCAGUCUACCUGAAGGGGUAGACCCAUCUUUCCUGGCUGCUCUUCCAGAAGACAUCCGCCGGGAGGUUCUUCAGAACCAGCUGGGUAUCAGGCCUCCUUCCCGGCCCCCCGCUGCCCCGGCACUGCCCACAUCCACAGCGGCCGUGCUCGGGGGCAGUCCCGGGGUCACUGAGGUCAGCCCAGAGUUCUUGGCUGCCUUGCCUCCUGCUAUUCAAGAAGAGGUGCUGGCACAGCAGCGCGCCGAGCAGCAACGACGAGAACUCUCCCAGCAGCCGGCACAGGGCGACCAGCCCCUGGACCCUGUCACCUUCAUCCAGACCUUGCCCUCUGAGCUGCGGCGCAGCGUGUUGGAGGAUAUGGAGGACAGCGUGCUGGCUGUGAUGCCACCUGACAUUGCGGCAGAGGCUGCUGCGUUGAGGCGUGAGCAGGAAGCCCGACAUCGCCAGCUGAUGCACGAACGACUCUUCGGUCAUAGCUCGUCCUCCGCCCUCUCGGCCAUCUUGCGCUCACCUGCCUUUAACAGCCGGCUGGGAGCAAACCGUGGUGUCCAGUACACCCGCCUGGCUGUGCAGAGGGGCGGGGCCUUCCAGAUGGGUGGCACAGCUAACCACAACCGUCCAUCAAGCUCCAACGUGGACUCCUUGCUGCGCCUUCGGGGGAGGCUCCUGCUGGACCACGAGGCGCUCUCCUGCCUCUUGGUGCUGCUGUUCGUGGACGAGCCUAAGCUGAACACCAGCCGGCUGCACCGCGUGCUGCGGAACCUGUGCUACCACUCGCAGACUCGUGGCUGGGUCAUUCGCAGCCUGCUGUCUAUCCUGCAGCGCAGCAGUGAGAGUGAGCUGUGCGUGGAGAUGGCCCGCUCGCCCCACGGCGACGAAGCCAGAGGCAAGCGUGCUCUGGGCUCGGCCGCCGGCAAAGGUGCCCCGCUGUCUUCGGGUUCUUCGUCAUCUUCAUCGUCGUCCUCCUCAUCGCUUUCCCCCUCCACGUCGUCCUCCUUGGACUUGUUGAACCGGAUGGAGGCACGCAGCUCUGGGCAGCUCUCCUGGCUGUCGGUCUCCAUGGACGCAGCCUUAGGCUGCCGCACCAACAUCUUUCAGAUUCAGCGCGCUGUGGGCCGCAAGCACUCGGAGCGCCACCCAGCUGGUACCGGAGGAAGUGCGUCCGGCAUGGGGGGCGGAGGGGGAGGAGUGGCCUGUGCGGGCGGGGGCUCCACGGUACACAUCCAUCCGCAGGCCGCCCCAGUGGUGUGCAGACAUGUACUCGACACGCUCAUCCAGUUGGCCAAGGUCUUCCCCAGCCACUUCACUCAACAACGAUGUAAAGACUUGUCCUCUUCCUCGUCCUCUGAGCUGGACACUCGUUUGUGCACUGGGUCCUCUUCGGGGUCAGGGAGCGGAGGCGGCCGGUGCCUCGGCACUCCCCAGACAGUCACCUGCUCUGGCCCUACAUCCAAUAGCAACUCCAUGGCUGCCUGUUCUGCCACUAGCUCAUCCAUACCCCAGUCCCUGGGCAUCUCCACAGACUUUUGGGAUCUGCUGGUGAAGCUCGACAACAUGAACGUGAGCCGUAAGGGCAAGGCUUCAAUGAAGACUGUGCCUCCAGGGGGCGCUGGAGAGGCAGAGGGGGCCCAGGGUAGUUUAGAGGCGUCACCCUUGGGGCAGCUGAUGAAUAUGCUGUCCCAUCCGGUGAUUCGCCGGAGCUCCCUGUUGACAGAGAAGCUGCUGCGCUUACUCUCGCUCAUUUCUAUCGCGCUCCCUGACAACAAGGCAACCGAGGCUCCUCCAGCAGCGGGCGCCCCCGCGCCCACCCCGGGUACGGCCGCCCCGGCUACGGCACAGCCAGUCUCCUCAGGUCCUGGCACGGGGCAGACUUCGGCGCAGCUCUCUGCGAAUGCCGCUCCAUCUGCCUCUACCUCUACCACAGGUUCAUCUGCUGCAGUGAAGCCACGAGUGUCUGUGAACAGUGUAGAAAGUGACAGUAAGCUGGCCUCCACUGGUUUGACUGAGAAACAGCUGCAGCUGUCUGUGGAGGUAUUGACCUCGCACUCUUGCUCGGAAGAGGGUUUGGAGGAUGCCGCCAACAUCCUCCUGCAGUUAUCCAGAGGGGAUGCAUCCACACGGGACACGGUGCUUAGACUGCUGCUAAGUGGAGCACGUCAGUUGGGCUACACACUAUGCAAGCAGAUCGGCACGCUGCUGGCUGAGUUGCGGGAGUACAACUUGGAGCAGCAGAGAAGAGCCCAAACAGACAGCCACUCGCCGGAGGCCAUGCCUGAUGACCCGUCCCACUCGGCACGCCUCAAGGGGAAGAUGACCAGCAGGCGGGACCGCAGGUUCGAUGGGGCGGAGAGCGUGGUCAUCGUCGCAGCCCAGAAGCGCACGCUAGGAGGCCGGGAGCUGCAGCUCCCUUCCAUGAGCUCCCUGACUUCCAAGACUUCCACGCAGAAGUUCUUCCUGCGCGUGCUGCAGGUGAUCAUCCAGCUGCGGGAGGACACACGCCGUGCCAACAAGAAGGCCAAGCAGACCGGCCGGCUGGGCCCCUCCAGUCUGGGCUCCUCAAGCCUGGGCUCAGCCAGUAGCAUCCAGGCGGCAGUACGGCAGCUGGAGGCUGAAGCGGACGCCAUCAUCCAGAUGGUGAGGGAGGGGCAGCGGGCACGCCGGCUACAGCAACAGGCCCCCCCAUCAUCCUCUGCCGCCGCCGCCGCUGCUGCCCCCCAUCCCCCAAGCACGGCCCCAGCCAGCGUCACCCCUGCCAGCACGGCCAGCAUUGCUACGUCGGACGUCCCAGCUGUAUCAGAGGUUCCUCCGACUCAGAGAGAUGACUCCCCGAUGGAUGUGGAUCAGCCGUCCCCCCUGGGCCAGGAAGCACAGGCACUGGGUGGAGAAGCAAGCAGUCAGUUGGAACAUGAGGAGAAGUUGCCAGAUCUGCCUCUGCUGAGUGAGCAGCUUCUCCUGGAUGAGCUGUGGGACAUGCUCGGCGAGUGCCUGAAGGAGCUGGAGGAGUCUCAUGACCAACAUGCUGUGCUGGUUUUGCAGCCAGCGGUGGAAGCUUUUUUCCUGGUGCAUGCCACUGAGCGGGAGAGCAAGCCGCCGGUGCGAGACACGCGGGAGAGCCAGCUGUCCCACAUCAAGGAUGAGCCUCCGCCCUUAUCCCCAGCGCCGCUCACGCCAGCGACACCCUCCUCCCUAGACCCCUUCUUCUCCCGCGAGCCAUCCUCCAUGCAUAUCUCUGCCAACCUGCCUUCCGACACGCAGAAGUUCUUGCGUUUUGCCGAGACUCACCGCACUGUGCUGAACCAGAUCCUCCGCCAGUCCACCACACACCUGGCAGACGGUCCCUUUGCCGUGCUUGUUGACUAUAUCCGCAUCUUAGACUUUGACGUCAAGCGCAAGUAUUUCCGCCAGGAGCUGGAGCGUCUGGAUGAGGGCUUGCGGAAGGAGGACAUGGCGGUGCAUGUGCGUAGGGACCACGUGUUUGAGGACUCCUAUCGGGAGCUGCACCGCAAGAGCCCAGAGGAGAUGAAGAACAGACUCUAUAUCGUAUUCGAGGGAGAGGAGGGUCAGGAUGCCGGCGGACUACUGCGAGAGUGGUAUAUGAUCAUCUCCAGGGAGAUGUUCAAUCCUAUGUACGCGCUCUUCCGUACCUCUCCUGGAGACAGAGUGACCUACACCAUUAAUCCAUCAUCCCACUGCAACCCCAACCACCUCAGUUACUUCAAGUUCGUGGGACGUGUAGUCGCCAAGGCUGUGUAUGACAACCGGCUGCUCGAGUGCUACUUCACACGCAGUUUCUACAAGCACAUCCUGGGAAAGAGUGUCAGGUACACGGACAUGGAGAGUGAGGAUUACCACUUCUAUCAGGGUCUGGUCUACCUGCUGGAGAAUGAUGUUUCCACCCUGGGUUACGAACUGACCUUCAGCACAGAGGUCCAAGAGUUUGGGGUGUGUGAAGUGAGGGACCUGAAGCCCAAUGGAGCCAACAUCCUAGUGACAGAAGAGAACAAAAAGGAAUAUGUGCAUCUGGUUUGCCAAAUGAAAAUGACAGGGGCAAUUCGGAAGCAGUUGGCUGCCUUCCUGGAAGGCUUCUAUGAGAUCAUCCCCAAACGGCUCAUCUCCAUCUUCACGGAGCAGGAGCUGGAGCUGCUCAUAUCGGGUCUGCCCACAAUCGACAUAGAUGAUCUCAAAGCCAACACGGAGUACCACAAAUACCAGUCUAGCUCCAUACAGAUCCAGUGGUUCUGGCGGGCCCUGAGGUCCUUCGACCAAGCAGACCGGGCCAAGUUUCUGCAGUUCGUGACGGGCACGUCCAAGGUGCCCCUACAGGGCUUUGCUGCCCUGGAAGGCAUGAAUGGCAUCCAGAAGUUCCAGAUCCACCGAGAUGACCGCUCCACAGACCGCCUGCCCUCUGCUCACACCUGCUUUAACCAGCUGGACUUACCGGCCUACGAAAGCUACGAGAAAUUAAGACACAUGCUCCUGUUGGCCAUUCAGGAGUGCUCGGAGGGCUUCGGGUUGGCCUAGGCACCAGCACUUUCACAUAUACAGACCGUUCCAGAUUCUGAGACACACUGAACCUCUAACACUGGCGCCCCCGAGUAAAGGACUUCCUUUGGGCGUCGGACUGGCUAAGACUCGCCUAAUAUUGUACAGAGACAGAUUAAAAUACAUGCACACUCAGAAGGGAGGUAAAGGCGGACACGUCUUCGGGGGGGGGGGGGGGUGCACAUACCUACAAGUGGCAAACUGGUCAGAUAAGAGGAAGUGCAGCAGAUUGCCGAACAUGUAUUUUUGCCUUGUAGACACAGAGCUACAUACUGACGCGCAAAACAAUUUAGCAAAUUCUGUGUCUGCUUUUUCUCUCCCUCAGUAAAAUUGCAAACCUGCGAAGAGAGAACAUGAUAAAACUUGGACUAAUGUUAAAAUGUAUCCCCCCCCCCCAC
This is a messenger RNA of Paramormyrops kingsleyae, 14323 nucleotides long. The record is from RefSeq and is a predicted model, not a curated record. Lineage: Eukaryota; Metazoa; Chordata; Actinopteri; Osteoglossiformes; Mormyridae.